Molecule: messenger RNA, 1804 nt
Organism: Python bivittatus (Burmese python)
Lineage: Eukaryota; Metazoa; Chordata; Lepidosauria; Squamata; Pythonidae
Source: RefSeq, a predicted model, not a curated record
GCUCCUGUCUUCAGGGGAGCUACGUAGCUUGCCUUACUUGAUGGCUGAGAGCAAAGUGUGACUCUCUUUUAAGCACCAUAUAUGCUGAAGCUCUUGGGUGCUACAAGGCAUGGAUGGGAAAAAAUGCAGCGUAUGGAUGUUCUUACCUCUUGUCUUGACAUUGUUUACCUCAGCAGGACUGUGGAUUGUAUAUUUUAUAGCAGUAGAGGACAACAAAAUUCUUCCACUAAAUGUGCCAGACAGCAAACCAAGUUCUUUAAAGCCGCCAUAUAUAAGUAUUGCAGGUGAUGUCCCUCCUGCUAGCUGUGUAUUUAGCCAAGUCAUGAACAUGGCAGCAUUUCUAGCAUUGGUUGUGGCUGUCCUCCGCUUCAUUCAGCUAAAGCCAAAGGUUUUGACCCCGUGGCUCAAUGUCAGUGGCUUGGUGGCCUUAUGCUUGGCUUCUUUUGGAAUGACCCUACUGGGCAACUUCCAGCUUUCCAAUGAUGAAGAAAUACACAAUGUUGGCACAUUUUUGGCCUUUGGUUUCGGCACCCUGGCCUGUUGGAUUCAGUCCGCGCUAACCCUCAAAAUAAACUUGAAGAAUGAAGGUAGAAAAGCUGGAAUCCCACGCGUUGUCUUGUCGGCAGCGAUAACCCUCUGCCUAGUUCUUUAUUUCAUUUUGAUGAACGAAUUUAAGUUCCACAUGCAUGCAUCACGGGUACAGUGGGGAAUGGUGAUGUGCUUCUUAUGUUUCUUUGGCUCCUUCGCUGUGGAAUUCAGACACUACCGGUUCGAGAUCAUUUGCUCUGAGUACCAGGAGAAUUUCCUCAGCUUUUCUGAAAGUCUCUCUGAAGCUUCUGAGUAUCAAACGGAUCAGGUGUAGCCUAACCCAGGUUGACCGGGCGGAGGAUGCUUGCUGUCAAAUGGCCCCUUUUGUUGACUGUGUUUUAAUGUUUGUUGCUAAUUCAUCUCUGCAAUCGCCCAAGCUUUAUUCUGAAGAAAGAACAAGAUGCCUCUUUGCAUGGAUAUGCAAAAUGUUUCAAACUGAAUCGCUUUCCAUUUGAGCAUGAACGUCCUGCCUCAAAUGCAGAACGGCCAUGGUAAGCGCAAAGCGGGAUGCUCUCCAACAUCCUGCAAGUCUUCUGGGCUCAAGGCUGAGCGCUGCCGGCACAUUUUCCCCAAUGCUCAAAACGGCCCACUUCUUGCUUAGAAUUGUGGUUGUACGUUCAGGACAGGGUGCUUUGUACUCGAAAUGGCUGAGUUUGAAACAUUUUGCCCACACUACCUCUUUGCUCCGAGUUUUUGUUUUGUUUUUGCUUUAGGCAUUUUAUAACCCAGUAUGAGAUGCUGAGUCAUCAGGUUUACGUUUGUUCCCCAUAGUCCUCCUGUGAUCGGCUGGCAGAACUUAUGUUACAUAAAAGAGGUAGCAGAGAUCUAUGAACAACUGUCAUUCAUAUAUGUAUAUAUAUAUAUAUAUGAAUAUGUAUAUGUAUGUACGUGUGGUUGCACCUUGAGUGACUAUGAAAGAUGAAUAGGGUCUUGUUACCUGCAAUAAAUUUUAGACCACGAUCAUACAGUAACCAUGAUCUGUGGACGUAUCAGCAGGGCAUCCACUAGGUGGAGGUGGUGUGUCCAAAUUUGCAAGAUGAUGUGUGCUGCAUGUUGCAAUGGAAGCUCUAUCUUGUGUGUACAUGCACACAUCACACCUGUUUACAGAGGACAGGGCUAUGAUUGUGAUACUACAUCCACUGUCUUGUAGAUUUGGAGGACCUCUGGCAGAUGCCACUACGUAUAAGGCAGUGUUGUCCAAACUUGGCCACUUUAA